AUGUUUGACUGUAUGCUCUCUCAGUUCCAUUGCCACAGCAUGCUCGGAUCUACUUCCAUUUACUGCCUGCUUUUACUGCUGAUGCCUUCUGCCAGCCUGGCUGUCUACGAUCAUUAUCGGCUGCCCACCGCCCUGGAGCCACAGCACUAUGAUAUACGCAUCCUGACCCACCUGAAUGCCUCCGACCUGCGCUUCGAGGGGGCUGUGAGGAUCGAUCUGCUUGUCCUCCAGGCCACCAGAAACAUCACGUUGCAUGCGCGGAAUUUGCGGAUAGACAAGUCUGGCAUUUCGCUUACUGGUGGAGAGGAGAGGCAGUGCCUCUCCGACAUGGAUAUCGAGCUGAAUGAGGUAUACGAUUACUACACGCUGCACCUGUGUCGGGAUCUGGAGUUGGGUCAGACCUACCAGCUGACGAUGCACUUUGAGUCGUCGCUGAAUGCAACAGAAUCGGGCUACUACAACAGCUCCUACACGGACGCGGCAUCCCAAGAGAAACAUUACUUGGCAGUAACACAGUUCUCUCCGACGUUUGCCCGCCAGGCGUUUCCCUGCUUCGAUGAACCCCCAUGGAAGGCCACUUUUAACGUUACCCUGGGCUACCACAAACGGUACACGGGCCUCAGCAACAUGCCGAUCCGCCAGUGCCGAAAGCAUGAAAGCCUCCUUGACUAUGUCUGGUGCGAGCACGAACAACUGUCGAGGACAUCCACCUACCUGGUGGCCUUUGCGGUCCACGAUCUGACCAACGCGGCCACCGUUCAGAGCGACACCAAGAACAGGGUGAUCUUCCGCAAUUGGUUGCAGCCCAAGGCGGUGGAUCAGGCCAACUUCUCCAUCGCCAUGGCCCCAAGAGUUAUCGGCUACUUUGAGGAUCUCUUUCGGGUGGACUUUCCGCUGAGAAAGAUCGACCAGCUGGCAGCGCCCACCCACAGGUUCUCGGCCAUGGAGAACUGGGGACUGGUCACCUUCAAAGAGGCCAAGUUCGUGCACAGCCCGAAGGAUCUGCAGGCGGCAAGGGAUGGCAAGGCCAAGACGUUGGCCCACGAGUAUGCGCAUCAGUGGUUCGGCAACCUCGUGACCAUGAAAUGGUGGAACGAUCUCUGGCUGAAGGAGGGCCCAUCCACGUACUUCGCCUAUCUGGCCCUGGAUGCCCUGCAGCCCGAUUGGUGUUGCGGCGAGCGAUUUAUAGGAGAGGACUUGGAACGUUUCUUUCUUCAGGAUUCGGCCAGCUCGGCGCGCGCCAUUUCCCGAGAGGUGAAGGAUCCUGCGCAGAUCCUCGGGCAGUUCUCAGAGUACGUCUAUGAGAAGGGCGCCCUGAUCAUGCGCAUGCUGCACAAGAUGAUCGGCGAGGAGGCCUUCUUGCUGGCCAUUCGCUCCUAUCUCUCCGUACACUCCUUCGGAAAUGUGGAGCAGGCUCAUCUGUGGCAGUCCAUGCAGGCGGCAGCCGUGGAGGAGAAGGUGCUACACCCUGACUUCAAUCUUGGUCGAGCCAUGGACUCGUGGACGCUGCAGGGGGGCUAUCCACUGGUCACCGCUGUUCGGGACUACGAAACGGGAAGCGUGAGCCUCAAUCAAACGAGAUUUUACCUGGAGAAAGGCCUGAGGGAAGGCGCCGCCACAGGCAACUGCUGGUGGGUGCCGCUGAGUUUGGUCUCCCAAAAUGAUCCCGACUUUGAGCGCACUCGUCCCCAGUCUUGGCUGGAGUGUCCCACCUCUGCACACACAGUGGAACUACCCCUCAGUACAGCACUCAAUGAGUGGUUCAUUCUGAAUCCCCAGGUCAGUGUCAUCUAUCGGGUGAACUAUGACGAGCACAACUGGAGGAUGAUCAUCAGUACUCUGGCAAAUGAUCCAAGCUUUGGGGGCAUCCCCGGGUACAACAGAGUCCAGCUAAUGGAUGAUCUGAUGGCCUUGGGUGCGGUAAAACUCCUCAGCUACGACUGGGCCUUCGACCUUUUCGAGUAUCUGCAGAGGGAGGAGGAGUUCCUGCCCUGGAAGAGAAGUCUGGGCCUCUUAGACCGCCUUGGAAUGUUAUUGAGUGGUCGGCAGGCAACAGAGUUCAAGGUUUACAUGGCAAAGCUCCUCACAGCGCCGUAUAGCCGCCUGCCCAAGCUGGGCGCCAUCACGAGUAUGUCCUCGACCAACAGGGAGGUGUCCUUAAUGCGGCUGAUCUACGCUCAGGCCUGUCGCUACCGCGUGGACGACUGCGUGGCCCAGGCCAGGCAGGCCUUUUUGCGAGAUUCAAAUGGUUUCCUGGAGCUUCCCGCCGACUUGCAGGAGGUGGCCUACUGCACCGCCAUCGAGCAGGGCGGCGAAGCGAACUUCCAGCACGUGAUGCAGCUCUUCAGGAACUCGACGAAUGCCCCCCAGCAGGGAAUCUAUGCGUCGGCUCUUGGCUGCAGCCGCAACAUCAGUCUGCUUGGGGAGUUCCUCGACUACACGCUCCAGUCCGAGAAGGAAGAAGUCAGCGAUUGCUACAUGCUGACCGUGAAGACCGCACUGACACGUGAGAACGUGGCCAUCGAGGCGGCCGACCACAUUCUGUCCCAUGCCAAAAGACUCACCGAAAAGUUCAAGAAACGGCAGCUGACGAGCCUCCUGCAGACCCUGGCUGGAAAUCUGCACAGACCCGAAGAUUCGGCAAGACUGAAGGAGCAAUUGAAGGACUUGAAGCAGUUCGAGGAGCCCCUCCAGAAAGCCCUCGAUAUGGUGAAGGUGAACCAGCAAUGGCAAAGGGAUUGCUCCGGCGAUUUCAGCCAGGCUCUGGGGAGGCAUAUCUAAGAACCAUACACAGCCCAUGUCCAAUAAACGGGGAAAUCCCC
Molecule: messenger RNA, 2822 nt
Organism: Drosophila persimilis
Lineage: Eukaryota; Metazoa; Arthropoda; Insecta; Diptera; Drosophilidae
Product: aminopeptidase N
Exons: 5
Coding region: 1-2781 (926 amino acids)
Biological process (GO): proteolysis; peptide catabolic process
Cellular component (GO): cytoplasm
Molecular function (GO): zinc ion binding; metalloaminopeptidase activity; peptide binding
Source: RefSeq, a predicted model, not a curated record